UGCUCCAGCAGCAGGAAAAGUUGGACAAGUUUGUGCGUCCUGAACAUUCUUGGACUUCUCCGACCAAUGUGGCUUCUCGGAUCCCCUUCUCAAGUGAUGAUGGAUGAGCGCAUGUCACCGUCCGCCCGCUCCGUCCAGAGCCCCGGGAACCCGUCCACGGUCCACAGCAUCGAAGCCAUCCUGGGAUUUAGAGAAGAUGCGAUCUUCCACAAGUCCACCUCCUACAACAACAUGACGGACAAGAUGUUGGGCGGUGAUGUGGAGCGAACUGGGAAUGUUAUUGUGACUCCGAGAAGAGACAAGAGUCUGUUUGCAGAAACUUUUGACAAUGUGUGUUGCUCCAGUAGUACAACCACAGAGUCCUCGGUGUGUCCGGACUCACCGGACAGAGAAGGCAAACUGUCCGACGACGAAAACCCCAAGAAGAAACACCGGAGGAACCGGACCACCUUCACCACCUUCCAGCUCCACGAGCUGGAGAGGGCCUUCGAGAAGUCCCACUACCCGGAUGUGUACAGCAGGGAGGAGCUGGCCCUGAAGGUCAACCUGCCGGAGGUCCGAGUCCAGGUGUGGUUCCAGAACAGACGGGCUAAGUGGCGUCGUCAGGAGAAGCUGGAGGUGAGCUCCAUCAAACUCCAGGACACGUCCUCCUGCUCCCCGUCCUCCCUGCUGUCCUUCAGCCGCUCCCCCAGCAGAGGCUCCCUGGGCGGGGGUCUGCAGCUGGACCCCUGGCUCAGCACCCCCAUCACCACCUCCACCUCCCUGCAGUCGCUCCCUGGCUUCAUCAGCGGCUCCCAGGGCCUCCCCGCCGCCUACACCCCUUCUCCUCCUCCUCCUCCUCCUCCGUCCAUGUCGUCGUCCUUACCGGCCUCCUUCCUGGGACACCACAGCCCCCACCUGCCCCACAUCGGCUCCAUGUGCCCCCCGCCCGUGGCCUACCAGUGCUCGGCCGAUCCCAGGAACUCCAGUAUUGCCUCACUGAGGAUGAAGGCCAAGGAACACAUUCAGUCCAUCGGGAAGUCGUGGUGAUGCAGAAGGAGAUCCGAACAAAAAGGACAGACGGGAAUUUCUUCAGAAAAGGAUGCUUCUUUUGACAAACUUAAUUUUUCUACAGACGGAUUGCUUUGGACUUUGAAGUAAAGGGUGCAAACUGCAACAAACAUCUACAAUCCAAAAGAAGUUGUCACCCUGACUGCAGAAGUGGCUGUAGAAUGUGAACGUUUCUGCUGUUUUACUCCUCCAUCUUCAGUUCAGCUCCUUAACUGUAGUCAUCCUUUUCCACUGUUUUUUUUUUUAUUUUUAUCUUUUUUAACAAAUUCAAGUAGAAAACUUCACUCUUUAAUGGAGUAUUCCUCAUUGCAGUAAGUGUGGAUUCAUUCUUUUGUGCUAGAUCCAUGUUUUCAUGAUUAAAAAAAUGUAUGAAAUGUGAAUAUUUUCUAUACACAAUAAACUUUAUAUGUCUAAUCAAUGAGCAA
Messenger RNA from Sphaeramia orbicularis (orbiculate cardinalfish), 1475 nucleotides. RefSeq names its product retinal homeobox protein Rx3-like. Lineage: Eukaryota; Metazoa; Chordata; Actinopteri; Kurtiformes; Apogonidae. Gene Ontology annotation, biological process: positive regulation of transcription by RNA polymerase II. The coding region runs from base 67 to 1029 and encodes 320 amino acids. The transcript is spliced from 3 exons. Gene Ontology annotation, molecular function: RNA polymerase II cis-regulatory region sequence-specific DNA binding; DNA-binding transcription factor activity, RNA polymerase II-specific. The record is from RefSeq and is a predicted model, not a curated record.